Molecule: messenger RNA, 915 nt
Organism: Melospiza georgiana
Lineage: Eukaryota; Metazoa; Chordata; Aves; Passeriformes; Passerellidae
Product: aquaporin-7-like
Exons: 7
Coding region: 1-915 (304 amino acids)
Biological process (GO): glycerol transmembrane transport; water transport
Cellular component (GO): plasma membrane; basolateral plasma membrane
Molecular function (GO): urea transmembrane transporter activity; glycerol channel activity; water channel activity
Source: RefSeq, a predicted model, not a curated record
AUGGAGGAGCAAGCAGGAGAGCAAUGGUUCUGCUGUGGCAGCCAGGAGCGCAGAGGCUGCAGCAACAAGACGAUGGCGAAGGUCAAGAAUGUGUUCAGGAUUAAUAACAUUACCAUAAGGCAGAUGCUGGCAGAAGCACUAUCAACAUUCAUCCUCAUGGAUUUUGGCUUGUCCUGUGUGGCACAAGUGGUACUGGGAAAAGGAAGCGUUGGUCAGUAUCUGAGCAUCAACAUAGCAUUUGGCAUUGGCGUUACCUUGGGUAUCUAUGCGGCUGGAAAAAUAUCUGGAGCUCACAUGAAUGCUGCCAUCACAAUUACACAGUGUGUUUUAGGAAACAUCUCUCCGAAAACGGCUGUAGCUUAUGUGUUCGGCCAGUUCCUGGGCUCCUUUUUGGCAGCAGCCGCCGUCUUUGCUCUCUACUACGAUGCUCUUUAUGACUACACCAAUGGGAGCUUUACAGUGACAGGACCAACUGCCACAGCAAUGAUCUUCUCUACGUACCCUGCUUCCAAUGUGUCCUUGCAGGGAGCCUUUUUCUCAGAGUUUACAGCAACAGUUAUGCUGAUGCUGGGUAUUCUAGUAAUCCAUGAUGAGAAAAACAACGCAGCUGUCAAAGGCGCUCAGCCCAUGCUCACGGGUAUCCUGGUCGUGGGCAUUGGUCUGGGAAUGGGGCUGAACACAGGCUAUGCCAUAAACCCCUCCAGGGACCUGCCCCCACGGAUCUUCACGGCAAUUGCUGGCUGGGGAAUGGAAGUCUUCUCGGCUGAUCAUUGCUGGUGGUGGAUCCCAGUCACAGCUCCAACUCUUGGAAGUCUUUUCGGUGUUCUACUCUACAAACUCUGCAUUGAAUUUCACAUCCCGCCUGAAGCUGAACCUGAGAAAGAUGAGGCAGGCACGGAGACUUCCCAGCUGUGA